Didymodactylos carnosus is the source of this 1263-nucleotide messenger RNA. NCBI's taxonomy places the organism in Eukaryota, Metazoa, Rotifera, Eurotatoria, Philodinida, Philodinidae. The record is from the annotation of a GenBank genome assembly.
AUGGGUUCUAAAUUGAGUAAAAAACAGCCUACUGGUGAAAGAUUAAGUGCACAAGAUAUUGCCGAAUUAUGUGAAGAAACACGCUUUACAGAACAAGAACUUCAUAUGUGGCAUGCUAAUUUUCUAAAAGAUUGUCCCAACGGUCGAUUGACACUCAAACAUUUUGAACAUGAAUAUAAGAAAAUUAUAGGCAAACUAACACCGAAAACUCUCGAAUAUGUUCGUCAUAUGUUCAAAGUUUAUGAUCAAGAUAAAAAUCAAUAUAUUGAUUUUCGAGAAUUUGUUAUAGCAUUGUCGGCAGCAUCUAUCGUUAAUCGUCUAAGAUUAAUUGAAACAUUGUUUUCCGUAUUUGAUCUUGAUGAAGAUGGAAAAAUAACAAAAGAGGAGAUUGGAAAAAUGUUGAAUACACUUUUAGAUGUAACAAUGAAAGCAGAUAAACGCCAUCAUUAUCAAGAAUCACAAAAACUAAAAGCCAAUUUACAACAGAGGAUUGACGAUGCAUUCAAUGAAUUAAAUACAAAUGAUGAUGAUCACAUUACAAAAGACGAAUUUAUAGACUGGUAUAUGAGAAGUGGUUUAUUAGACGAACAAAGUCACAAUAUAACAAAUGUUGUUGAUUCUAAAGCAUUUCGUGUAGGUAAAAAACCACGUAGGACAAACAGAAAAUCUUUACAUAACGAUAAUAUUACUACUAACAUGAAUAAAAAUUCGUCGAUGUCACCAAGGAAGACUGUUCAUCUUUCUCAUAUGAUCGAACAUCGUGAGGAAGAUGCCAAUAAAUUUGAACUGGAAACGGUUGACAAAACGGCUAAUAGAACGAAUGGACAUAAUGGAAUCGAUGAUUCAGAUAAUGAUGAUAUUGAAGACGCAUCCUUAUCUGUAGACAACGAUGAUCGAUGGCAAAAUUUACUCCAUACAGUACUAGAUCAAAUACGUUCUCGAAAAGAUCAACAACAACAACAACAACAACAACAACAACAACAACAACAACUGCAACAACCAAAAGAUAGCAACUUUAGUAACUGGAAACGAAUCGUUGCAGAAAACUUGAAACUUGAACAUUCAAAACAAAUAUCAAAUAAAAAAGAGGGAGAGCAUCAUCCCUUCUCUCAUUAUUCAAACGAAAAUAAGUCAAAACAAAAAUCAAUCGACGAUGUCAAUACACAAGAAUCAAAUAACACACCUAAAUGGACGGAAGUAGAUAUUAAACAAACAAAUUUCACUGAACCACCGUCGCCCGAUUUUUACACCGUACGAUUGUAA